Messenger RNA from Cyphellophora europaea CBS 101466, 1329 nucleotides. RefSeq names its product phosphoserine transaminase. Gene Ontology annotation, cellular component: cytoplasm. The transcript is spliced from 2 exons. NCBI's taxonomy places the organism in Eukaryota, Fungi, Ascomycota, Eurotiomycetes, Chaetothyriales, Cyphellophoraceae. Gene Ontology annotation, biological process: L-serine biosynthetic process. The coding region runs from base 1 to 1329 and encodes 442 amino acids. The record is from RefSeq and is a predicted model, not a curated record. Gene Ontology annotation, molecular function: pyridoxal phosphate binding; O-phospho-L-serine:2-oxoglutarate transaminase activity.
AUGCCCUCUCGCUCGGAAGUCGCCUAUUUCGGCGCCGGGCCCGCGUCUCUGCCCACAGCAGCGCUGGAGCAAGCGGCUGCCAGCCUGCUCAACCACGAGAACCAGGGUCUUGGCCUGGGCGAGAUCAGUCACCGCUCGCCCACGGCCAACAAGGUCAUCGCCGACGCCAAGGCCGCGCUCGUCCAUCUCCUCGACAUCCCGGACAGCUACGACAUCAUCUUCAUGCAGGGCGGCGGCAGCGGCGAGUUCAGCGCGGUGGUGCAGAAUUUGGUGAGUGCGUGGGUGGAGCGGCGGCGGAGGAACGCCGUGGCCGAGUUGGGUGAGGCGAAGGACGAGGAGGUCCUGCAGCGCGUUAGGGAGGAAUUGGAGGCGAUGCGCGUCGAGUACCUCGUCACCGGCAGCUGGAGCUUGAAGGCCAGUCAGGAGGCAGCGCGGCUGCUGGGGCCCAAGUACGUGAACGUGGCGCUCGACGCGCGCAAGUUCCGCGAAGGCAGCAGGUUCGGCGCCAUCCCAGACGAGCAGAAGUGGGCCGGCAAUCUGGUGAAGCAGAAGGGCGCGAGUGCGCUGACGUAUUUCUGUGACAACGAGACGGUCGAUGGCGUCGAGUUCCCGGCGUUCCCAAAGUGUCUGGAUGGGAAUGAGGAGACGGAGGCGGGCGAUGAGCGCAUCGUCGUCGCCGACAUGAGCAGCAACUUCCUCUCGCGCUCUGUCGACGUCAAGAAGUAUAGCGUUAUUUUUGGCGGCGCGCAAAAGAACCUCGGCCUCCCAGGCAUCACGCUCCUGAUAAUCCGCAACUCCCUGCUCUCCCUCACGCCCCCCGUCGCCUUCAUGCACUCUUUGUCCGCUCAACUCCCCAACGCCAUCCCCCCCGUCGUCUUCGAUUUCGCCACCCUCGCCAAGAACAACAGCCUCUACAACACCCUCCCCAUCUUCAAUUUGUAUGUCGCCACCUUGGUCCUGCAGGAUUUGGACCGCAACUGCGGCGCCCGCCGUAUCGCGGCGCAGCAGGAGGUUGCGGAGCGCAAGGCCGCGAGGAUUUAUGCCGUGUUGGAUAAGUACGAAUGGAAAAAUGGGGAGGGCGUGUAUGGUGUGGUGCCCGAGAAGGGGGCCAGGAGUCGCAUGAAUGUGUGUUUCAGAGUGAAAGGUGGGGAUGAGGCCGAGGAGAAGAGGUUUGUGAAGGAGGCCGAGGGGAGGGGGUUGUUGGGCGUUAAGGGGCAUCGGAGUGUGGGUGGGAUUAGGGUGAGUAACUAUAAUGCGGUGGGGGAGGAGAGUGUGGAGAGGUUGUGUGGGUUUUUGAAGGAGUUUGCUGAGGGGCCAAAGGGGGCUUGA